AGUUGGUUUCUGGUGUAUGGUUAGUAACUCGCCUUGCCUUGCUUAAUGUUCAUGUUGUAGUCAAUACAGUAAACAUUUGAAAAUAUAUCUUUCAUAUUAUAAUUUUAUUAAUAUUAUGGCCUCUGCGAGAGAUCUAUUUAUCAGGAUAAGUGAUGCCUUUUGGUCAGAAUCUAUCUGGUUACCGCCGAAUACAACGUGGAAAAUCUACGAAGAUCGUGCCGGUGGUAUUAACUACGCCCAAUUUAAUGAUAUCUAUUACUCCCUGUUAACAGCUAUCGUGAUAUUGUGUAUUAGAAUUACCUUCGAACGUUUAAUAUUCCGACCAUUGGGUCAAGCCUUAGGAAUAAGUGAUCGUCCUCGGGUUAAAUUAGAGAAAAAUGAAGUCCUGGAGAAAGCCUUUAGGAUCAACAGACGUCCAUCACCAUCAACAAUUCAAGCUUUAUCCAAGCGAACCGAUUUAUCGACCAAAGCAGUGGAAUCAUGGUUUAACCGUCGCCAGGCAGCCGUCAAACCCACUACCUUAGCUCGGUUCACAGAGAGUUCGUGGAAAUGUACAUUUUAUACGUUUUCCUUCUUUUUCGGAGUCUGGGCUCUUUGGGAUAAACCUUGGACUUGGGACUCAAUGCAUUGUUUUAUUGAUUACCCUCAUCAUUCAGUGUCAUCUGAAAUUUGGUGGUAUUACAAUAUAGAACUUGGUUUUUACAUUUCUCUCAUCAUAUCACAAUUUUUUGACGUUAAAUACAGUGAUUUCUGGCAAAUGUUUAUACAUCAUGUUGUGACCGUUCUGUUACUUUGUUUUUCUUGGGCUUGUAACCUCCAUAGAAUCGGUACUCUAGUUCUGAUAAUCCAUGAUUUUGCUGACAUUCCGUUGGAGGGAACCAAGAUAACGCGCUACAUGAAAACCCCUAGGCUGGCCAAUGUUGUCUUUUCUGUAUUCCUCAUCUGUUGGAUAUACUCAAGACUUGGUCUUUUACCAACCCGAGUGAUAGCCUAUUCAACAUAUUAUGCUUUAUCCAUUCUUCCCAUGUUCCCAGCAUAUUAUAUUUUUAAUGGUCUUCUGUGUACACUACAAGUUUUACACAUUGUGUGGACCUGGUUAAUCUUAAAAAUUGCCCAUAAUGCAAUUUUUGUCGAUGGAGUCAAAGACUUACGAGAAAGUGAUGACGAAGAUGACGAUUGAGAUUUCCAGAUCGAGAUUAAGAUAUUUGAAGUGGGAGAUAAACACCUAAUCGAGAUUUUGUAAAGGAGAAAUAAGCAAUCUUUUUUUGUUCUGUUUUUUCACAACACCAUGGUAACCAUUUAAGCUACUAGUGGUGUUAACUGUAAUAAUCAAUUGUUGGUACACCUAGACGUUACUCACAAUACAAUGUACAAAAUAUCCACCAAUAAUCAUAUUUCCAGUUAACAAUUGAAUCAAUCUGCUCCAAAACCUUUAAGUUAACUUGUAUGAAUCAUCAGCAACCUUUAUUGUGGCAGAUCUCUGGUGUAUUAACAUCUACAUCUAAUCAUUUGGGCUUCUUAUGUUAUCAAUAAUAAUUGUUAUUAUUUCCCUUAAAUGAUUAGUUAAGCUCAUUUUUUACAACUGUAUUUAAUACAAUAAUAAGGAAAAAAAAUAUGUCGCCAAUUAAUUUUGGUCAAUAAAAAUAUUAUAGAUUUAA
Molecule: messenger RNA, 1658 nt
Organism: Tetranychus urticae (two-spotted spider mite)
Lineage: Eukaryota; Metazoa; Arthropoda; Arachnida; Trombidiformes; Tetranychidae
Gene: schlank
Product: ceramide synthase schlank
Biological process (GO): ceramide biosynthetic process
Cellular component (GO): membrane
Molecular function (GO): sphingosine N-acyltransferase activity; DNA binding
Source: RefSeq, a predicted model, not a curated record